CACCACCAACAGCAGCAGCAUGUUGUGCCCCAGCGUCUUCCAGCCGUCCCCCGUCACCAUGCGGCCUUUCAUGGACCUGCACUGGCCGGUCCGCAGCCUGUGGCCCGAGACCCGGCCCCUCUUCUACCACAUGGAGCAGGAGAUGAUCCGCCACAUGCAGGAGAUGAGGCAGAACAUGGAGUUCAUGGAGAGGCUCCACCAGAAGAUCUUCGAGGAGAUCGACCAGACCUCGUCCUCGUCCUCCGCCGCCGGAUUCUUCAAGCCCAUCGCCUUCCAGGACCUGGGGGGGGGGGCCGGGGGCAGCUUCGCCCUCAGUCUGGACACCCAGGAGUUCUCCCCCGAGGAGCUGUCGGUCAAGCAGGUGGGCAAGAAGCUGCGUGUGAGCGGCCGGACGGAGAAGAAGCAGGACGACGGGAAAGGCUCGUACUCGUACCGCUGCCAGGAGUUCAGGCAGGAGUUCGACCUGCCGGAGGGGGUCCAGCCCGACACCGUCACCUGCUCGCUGGUGGGGGGCCGGCUGCAGAUCCAGGCGCCCCGAGACCAAGUGGUGAAAGACGGGAAGGAGCGAGUCGUCCCCAUCAGCGUGACCUCGGCCCCCGCCCUCACGUCCCCGUCCUCGCCGACCCCCGGGGGGCCGGAGGGGGGCAGCUCCUCCUCAGAGAGCAGCGCCGCCGACAAACACUGA
Messenger RNA from Scomber japonicus (chub mackerel), 685 nucleotides. Its product is annotated as heat shock protein beta-11-like. The transcript has a single exon. Gene Ontology annotation, molecular function: protein folding chaperone. The record is from RefSeq and is a predicted model, not a curated record. Bases 20 to 685 code for a protein of 221 amino acids. Lineage: Eukaryota; Metazoa; Chordata; Actinopteri; Scombriformes; Scombridae. Gene Ontology annotation, biological process: response to heat; protein refolding.